AUGACCGACCUUUUGAGACUAAGCCCUCCCUCUUUUGAGCACCAUCCUACCGGACUGGGACUCGCGGUUGCCACUCCCCGUGUGUCGUGGCGCUUCGUGUGCACCGACGGCGGUCCGAUAGGAUGGGAGCAGGAGAUCUAUGAGAUUGAGAUCGCUCGAUCACCUGAGAUCACAGGCGAAACAUACCGUGUGUCCAGCAAUGACUCGGUUCUUGUGCCCUGGCCAAGUGCCCCGCUGCGAUCUCGCGAACAGAGGACUGUCCGCGUGCGAGUCUAUGGCUCCCUGGAAGGACAGUCGAGCAACGUCCCCAGUGCAUGGUCACCCUGGGCCACAGUUGAAUGCGCUUUUCUCGAACGCAGUGACUGGCAGGCGUGUGCGAUUGGCAACACAAUCAAGCCCUCGACAGAAAGUCCGUUGCGGCCGACCCGCUUUAGACGCACAUUCUCCCUACCAUUCGACCCAACUUCUGGCGGACGGGCCAGGCUGUACAUCACCAGCCUGGGUGUGUACCGUGCCUUUAUCAACGGUCAACAGGUGGGCGACCAUUGCAUGGCACCCGGCUGGACAAGCUACAAGCACCACCUGAACUACCAGAUUUUCGACAUCGCAUCCUUUCUGAAGCCCGCCGGCGAUAAUGUCAUAUCCGUCGAGGUGGGAGAAGGCUGGUAUGCCACAUUGCUGGGAUUCCGGCCUGGGAAACGUUGUCUGUACGGCGAUGAGCUGGGUAUCGUGGCUCAAUUAGAGGCAGAGUCCAGCAAGGGGGAGGUAUUCCGUCUGAACUCAGACUCUACUUGGUCUUGUCAGCCUAGUGCGAUCUUGCGAAGCGAAAUAUACAAUGGAGAACUAUAUGAUGCCCGAGAAGACACGCUGGGGUGGAACGGCUCCGCAGAUGUCGACCCUUCCGCUUGGAACCCCGUUCGGGAGCUGCCUUUCCCUGGAGCCGAGCUGAUUGCUACCGACGCACCCCCUGUCCGUGUCACGGAGGAGGUCACCCCUAUCGAUAUUAUCACCACGCCGUCUGGGAAGACGGUGGUCGAUUUUGGGCAAAACCUCGUGGGAAAGCUGCGUGUCCACAGUCUUAACAAGCCUUCAGGCCACCGCGUGACUUUCACCCAUGCCGAAGUCUUGGAGAAUGGAGAGCUCGGCACACGACCUCUAAGAACGGCCAAGUGCGCCGACGAGAUUGUGUCAGCAGGCAGUGAGCUUAGCAACUGGUCUCCGCAGUUCACUUUCCAUGGCUUCCGCUACGUCCAGGUCGAUGGCUGGACGCCCGCUGAUGAAGAUCCGCUUUCGCUGAACCAGCUGACGGCCUUGGUUCUGCAUACUGAUAUGGCUCGCACUGGAUGGUUUUCCUGCUCCCACCCGAUGAUUAAUCAACUUCAUGAGAACGCGUUGUGGAGUACUCGUGGAAACUUCGUAUCAAUCCCGACCGACUGUCCACAGAGAAAUGAGCGUCUUGGCUGGACUGGGGACAUUCAAAUAUAUUGUCCGUCCGCUAGCUUUCUAUACCAUACGUCGGGUAUGCUAAGUGGAUGGCUGAAGGAUGUGGCAGCUGAGCAACUCAUAGAUGCCAACGAUGGCAUACCCCCAUUUGUUGUGCCUGAUGUCCUACAGGAUGUCUGGCCCCAUGCGCCUCAGGCUGUCUGGGACGAUGUGACCGUGCUGACACCCUGGUCGCUCUACUGCUCGUACGGCGACGCCAACAUCCUCCGGAGACAGUAUCCUAGCAUGAUUGCAUGGCUGGACCGAGGUAUUCGACGUGGUUCCGAUGGUCUAUGGGAACCGCAGCUCUGGCAGCUUGGCGACUGGCUUGACCCUACGGCGCCCCCGGUAGAGCCGGGAGAUGCACGCACUCAUGGAGUGUUGGUUGCCGAUGCAUAUCUCGUCCAUGUCACCACCGUGAUGUCACGUAUCAGCAAGAUCCUUGGCAUGACCUCGGAUGCUCGACGCUUUUGUGCUGACGCAUUGCGAUUAAAGGCAGCCUUCCAGCACAAGUACAUUGCACCGUCUGGGCUACUUGUGGGCGACUCUCAGACGGCUCUGAGCUUGGCAAUACAGUUUGAUUUGUUCUCCACCUCUGAGCAACGUGUCACUGCUUCCGAGCGUUUAGCACACCUAGUGAGGUUGGCGAAAUUCCGUGUUGCAACCGGUUUCGCUGGUACGCCCAUCAUAACCCACGCUCUGACAAAAGCCGGCCAUCAUCAAAUCGCCUAUCGCAUGCUCCAGGAGAAGGGUUGUCCCUCCUGGAUGUAUCCCAUUACCAUGGGGGCGACGACCAUCUGGGAGCGGUGGGAUAGUAUGUUGCCCGACGGCACUAUCAAUCCAGGCGAAAUGACCAGCUUCAACCAUUACGCCCUUGGUUCAAUCAUAAACUGGCUACACACUACCGUGGCAGGAGUCAGCCCCAUAGAACCAGGUUGGAAGACAUUCCGUGUCGCCCCUCUACCCGGAGGUACCGUCACCUCUGCGGAAGCGCAAUACGAGACGCCAUACGGUCGACUCGAGUGCCAUUGGGCCAUCAAGGAUGGUGACCAUUUCAACCUGAAACUGCUAGUCCCUGCCAACAGCAAGGCAUUUGUCAUUCUGCCAGAUAAUCGGAAAGGAAGUGUCGACGCCAGCGACGAGGAGCGAGGGGAAUGGGUCGGCUCGGGGUUUCAUCAGUUCUCCUCUCGUUGGGAUAAUUUGGCUCAUUGGCCGCCCGAUUCAAUCAUUCCUAUUAUGCGAAGAAGGCAACCGGAGGAGAUUGCGUGA
Messenger RNA from Penicillium cataractarum, 2751 nucleotides. Its product is annotated as glycoside hydrolase family 78 protein. The transcript has a single exon. The record is from RefSeq and is a predicted model, not a curated record. NCBI's taxonomy places the organism in Eukaryota, Fungi, Ascomycota, Eurotiomycetes, Eurotiales, Aspergillaceae. Bases 1 to 2751 code for a protein of 916 amino acids. Gene Ontology annotation, biological process: carbohydrate metabolic process.